Molecule: messenger RNA, 3066 nt
Organism: Fundulus heteroclitus (mummichog)
Lineage: Eukaryota; Metazoa; Chordata; Actinopteri; Cyprinodontiformes; Fundulidae
Gene: gen1
Product: GEN1 Holliday junction 5' flap endonuclease
Molecular function (GO): 5'-flap endonuclease activity; four-way junction DNA binding
Source: RefSeq, a predicted model, not a curated record
AGACGUAAUAUAAUUUAAGACAAAAAUCGAUCUUUACAGCAGAAAGGAAGCACAAUGGGGCGGAUUGGAAUGCAGCCCAACGGCGCCAGCGUUUGAAAACUCGACAAUCUGAUUUGCAUGCUUCCGUGUCUGCUGUUUCUUUUAAUUCUGUUAAUUUUGGCAUCUUGAAUCGGUUCUACUGGUUUUAAAUCAUGGGGGUUCACGACCUGUGGUCCAUCGUCGAGCCAGUCCGCGAGUCGGUGCCUCUGUACAGUCUGAGCGGAAAGACUCUGGCGGUAGACCUGAGCUUAUGGGUCUGUGAGGCUCAGCAUGUCCAGGCUAUGAUGGGCAGAGUUACGAAGCCGCAUCUGAGGAAUUUAUUUUUCCGAGUGUCGUCGCUCACACUGAUGGGGGUGAAGCUCAUCUUUGUCAUGGAGGGAGAAGCUCCCAAACUUAAAACAGAAACGAUGAGCAAAAGGACCGAAAAGAGAUUUGGAGGAUUCACAAAAGCCCACGUCUCAAAGUCUGCCACAAGUACCAGCAGGGGGCGCUUUAAUGCUGUACUUCGAGAGUGUGCAGAGAUGCUGGACUACCUGGGUGUGCCCUGGGUGACAGCUGCAGGCGAAGCAGAGGCCAUGUGUGCUUACCUGGACUCAGCGGGGCUGGUUGACGGCUGCAUCACCAACGAUGGAGAUGCAUUCUUGUACGGCGCUAGGACGGUCUACAGGAACUUCAACAUGAACAGUAAAGACCCUCAGGUAGAUUGUUACCAAACCUCCCGAGUGCAAACCGAGCUACACCUGUCAAGAGAGAACCUCGUCGGGUUGGCCGUUCUCCUCGGCUGUGAUUACAUUCCUAAGGGUAUACCUGGCGUUGGCAGAGAGCAGGCCCUGAGGCUUAUACAGACACUAAGAGGACAGUCGCUUCUGCAGAGGUUCAAAACGUGGGAGCGCGAGCGUGCAGACAUGCCUGACGUAAAUGUAAAGAAGGUUCCUCACUGCAACCUGUGUCGACAUCCAGGGUCAGCCAAGGCGCACGAGCGUGGCGGCUGCGUGCUCUGCGACAGUCAGCGGUUCUGCCAGCCUCAGGACUUCGACUACCAGUGUCCGUGCGACUGGCACGUCUACGAACAGAGCCGCCAGGCCUCGUCUCUGGAGGCUAGCGUCAGGAAGAAAACACUGGCGAAUCAGCAGUUCCCGUUUACAGAGAUUAUAAACGAGUUUCUGGUCUCCAAGGAUAAACCUGUGGCUCAUUUUAAGCGGAGGCAGCCAAACAUGCUGCUCAUGCAGAAAUUCGCCUAUGAGAAGAUGGAGUGGCCAAGGCACUACACCAGUGAGAAAGUUUUAGUGCUGAUGACCUACACUGAGCUGAUGAACCGAAAAUGCAGAAGAGACGUGCCAUCUCAAAUCCAGCCUGUUCGAAUACUGAAGCCAAGGGUGAGGAACGCCGUCGCAUGCUUUGAAAUCAUCUGGAGCACUCCAGAACAUUAUGUGUUCCCGGAGGAGCGACCCACAGAGGACCAACAUGAAGUGAGGACGAUGGAGGAAGAGUCGCUUUUCCGCACGGCUUUCCCCGAGAUCGUCGAGCGCUACCUAAGAAGCAAAGCUCUGCUUGAAGAAAACAAAACAAAACAGAAGAAAGCAAGAAGGAAAAAAGAGAAACCAUCUGAUAUUUCUGAUGGUGUCUCGGCUCUCUUGGCUGAGAUGACGCUUCAGACUUCAUCGGUGAACGGGUCCGCUCAGCAACAAGCUGCGCUCCCUUCCCUUCCUUCACUGUCUGAAAAGGCAGAAGCGGCCAUUUUGGACACUCCGGUGAAUUGUAAGCAACAUCGGAAAGACGGAGACCAGCAGCCCCGCGACACUCCGCCCGCUGGCGAAGCAGAAGCCGCCGCGUCACCUUCUGUCUCCGCCGUCAUUGACGCUUUGCACCUGAGCGACAUCGACUGGGACGUUUCGUCUUUCACUUCCUCGCCGUCCUCACAGGCGAGCCAGGCUGCAGAGCCCGAGCGAACAAAGACCCCAGACGGGGAAGAAUCAACUCAAGCUGGAACCAAACAGCCAGAGCUGUGUUACGCCGAGUGUCCUCUAAGAGACAGAGUCCUCAUGAGGAACGCGGACAAGUCUCUGAAAAACCCAGCUGUGAUUUCAAAGCAUCCGAACCACGGGUUGGUCAGUUCGCUUGGAAAACAAAGGGGAGAAAUGUCCAGUAAAGGCGGCGGCGGGUGCAACAUGUCGACUGGUAACAAACAGGAAACGCUUAAAGUGUUAAAAGAAAGAAUUAAAAGCUCAGAGGAGAAAGAAACUGUGUCGACUGAAGCUCAAAGCAAGACGAAGGAGAAGUCUAACGGCCGCGAAAAGCCUCCGAAGAAAUAUAAAUUUGUUAAAACAGCUUUGUCUUCAACCUCUGCUCUGCCACAGAGAUGCCAUUCUGACCCAGGACGAGGGGAGAAAAAGAGCAGCAGCGUGUCGCAUUCCUCCAAGAGGAGUGUGUGCGUCAGCCUGUGCUCCUCCAGUGAGGACAGCGACGCUGAAAACCAGCAAUCUGGCCCUCAACGCCAAGCAGAACCGAAUCUGUCAAGCAAGAGUAAGAACAGCUUAAUACCAGACUUCCAUCCGAAACCAGUUUCCUGUCAGCUUAAAGCUGCUAAUCCAGUUCUGAUGAUUGGAGGAAAGUCACGUGGCCACGGGGGAAAGGUCGAAGGUGAAACAAACAGCCGUCAGGACGUCCGGACAGCGACAGUGAGAGUUGAUGAGAUUCUCCAGACUCCAGCUUCACCGGUCGUCACGUUAGAUGGUGAGGAUUCGGUCAUUUGUAGUGAUAGUCCACUGCCGCUGGCUGAGAGACUGAGACUGAAACUUCUUUACUGAGCAGCGCCUGUCUUUGUCUGAUCAAAAGGGCUUUUUAUCUGUAACUCACAACCCAUUUGCUUCUAAUUAGUUCAGUAAUGUCUUUAGAUUUUUGAUUAAAGAUGGUAAACAUGCUUUUUACAAAAAGUAAAACGCUGGCGAUCAGAUUAUGUUUUGAAGAUUGUGACCCAGUUUGAGUUGUAUUUGUCUGUUGUGUGUCUAAAAAUAAAUUUAGACGGUU